UUUCACCUCUCAUCACCAACACCUCCGCCCCCACCCCUCUCCUCACCACCUCCCGUCGGCCGCCGCCCUCCUCCUCCCUCUCCUCACCGCCGAACAGCGCCGCCUCCUCCUCCCUCUCUUCCACCCUUUCCCUUUCACCUCUCAUCACCAACACCUCCGCCCCCAACCCCUCUCCUCACCACCUCCCGCCGGGCGCCGCCCUCAUCCUCCCUCUCCUCACCACCGAACAACGCCGCCUCCUCCUGCCUCUCUUCCACCCAACAACGCCUACACCCAGGAACCAAUAUCCAAAGAAAUGGCAAAAAGGAUUAGGAUUAAUUGGAAGCAAGAAGGUGUUGAAAAAACCUUUCUUGAAGCAUGUGUUCAUGAAGUAACCGUUAAUGGACGUGAAGGAAGCAGUCUUAAACAAGCGUCAUGGAAAACUGUAGCUGAAAAUUUGAAAACACAACAUAAUUUCAUAGUGGAACAACGUCAAAUGAAGAAUCACUAUGAUUUUCUAAAAGGAAAAGUUGCAGCUUGGUUAAAGCUUAAAAACAAAACCGGGAAUGUCUAUGAUCCAGUUACAAACAGUUUUAACUUGUCAGAAGAAGAGUGGCAAAUUGAGAUGAAGUCUAACAAGUAUGUAGAAGCUUUGAGAAGUGUGCCACUUGCUUACCGCGAGCUUUGUUGUCAAUUGUAUGAGGGGUCUACUUCAAAUGGGUUUGAUAGUUGGGGGCCAAGUUCUACGCUUCCCCAGGUAAAGUUGUUAGCCAGGAGUCAAGUAUUCGGUCCCAAAAAAAGGAGAGAAACGAAAAUAUACGGCAACAUUAGAGUCAAAUCUUAUAGAAGUUGGUGAAGAUAUUAGCAAGUUGGCAAAGAUGAUGAUUGAGAAACACACACUUUCUGAUGAUAUGGAUGCAUGUUUGGAGAAAUUGGAGACAUUGGGUUGGGAUGAGUCGGAUGUGAAAUACGAAACAACGCUUUUGCUUUUUGGUGAGAGUUCCGAUCUUAGGAAACUGUGGGUACGUCUUAAGCCGCAGAAUUGUGAGAAAUGGGUUAAGAAUGCGGGAGCGAAGUAUGGAUUGUUUAACUAAGAUUGUGCUUUGAUUGUUCUUUUUUGGGUUAGAUGUUAUGCUAUGGAUGUUAUGUUUUGGGUGUUAUGUUUUGGAUGUUAUGU
Messenger RNA from Helianthus annuus (common sunflower), 1156 nucleotides. Its product is annotated as L10-interacting MYB domain-containing protein-like. Lineage: Eukaryota; Viridiplantae; Streptophyta; Magnoliopsida; Asterales; Asteraceae. The coding region runs from base 296 to 835 and encodes 179 amino acids. The record is from RefSeq and is a predicted model, not a curated record. The transcript is spliced from 3 exons.